This is a messenger RNA of Camellia sinensis, 586 nucleotides long. NCBI's taxonomy places the organism in Eukaryota, Viridiplantae, Streptophyta, Magnoliopsida, Ericales, Theaceae. The record is from RefSeq and is a predicted model, not a curated record.
AUGCCAAUUUACCAGACACCGCCUGGAAGUGGUUCAAUCAUAAAUGAGAUCCGAAAGAGAACUAAAGCUGAUGUCCGUAUCUCCAAAGGCGAGAAGCCUGAGUGUUCUGAUUCCACCGAUGAACUUGUUGAGGUGGUUGGGGAAGUUAGUAGGGUGAGGGAUGCACUUAUUCAAAUUGUUCUGCGGCUUCGAGAUGACGUCUUAAAAGACAGGGAAGGUGGUCAUAAUACUUCUGCUGGUGCCGAUUCUAUGUAUUCUAGUGGUGAAACAGGAUCCAAUGGAAGUAAACUCUGUGUUUAUUCCAUCCACCAAAGGUUCAAGCAUUUUUCUGAUUGGUUACUGGAAAUCAUGGCUAUGGGAGACUUGGAUGCUUUCUUUCCUGCUGCAACAUGUGAAUAUGCUCCUAUUGUAGAUGAGAUUUGGAAGGAUCCUGCCAUCCAGGAAACCUACAAGAGAAGGAAAGAAAUUCAUUUGCUUCCAGAUGUUGCCAAAUAUUUCUUAGAUCGGGUAUGGCGUGUCUGCAUCAUCUUUUACUCUAUCUCGUGAUGAUGACAUAUUUAUUGCUUAGCUGUAAAUUGUUCUUGCC